Molecule: messenger RNA, 1086 nt
Organism: Prunus armeniaca (apricot)
Lineage: Eukaryota; Viridiplantae; Streptophyta; Magnoliopsida; Rosales; Rosaceae
Source: the annotation of a GenBank genome assembly
AUGGAGAUGGAGAUCGACGGUUCUGGAAUUGUAUCUUCCAAUGAGAUCAAGCAGAGAAGCAAGAAAAACAUGGUGAGGAAGAAAAAGAACAAGAGCAAAAGGACGAGCACAAAAGAAACGUUUCAUUACCUGCCAAAGUUUCGGUGUUUCAGCUUGAAAUCUGAAACGGACGGGAAGGGGAAUUUUGAUAUGGAGGUUGAGGAUGAAGGGCGUGGGAAAAUGACUCCUACCCAUCUUAUUAUAAUGGUGAAUGGUCUUAUAGGCAGUGCUCAGAAUUGGAAAUAUGCAGCAAAACAGUUUCUCAAGAGAUACCCAGAAGAUGUUAUUGUUCACUGCAGUGAAUGCAAUUGCUCAAUGCUGACAUUUGAUGGGGUUGAUGUAAUGGGGGAGAGAUUAGCAGAAGAGGUUAUUUCCGUCAUAAAACGCCACCCAAGUGUUCAGAAGAUCUCGUUUGUUGGUCAUUCAUUAGGCGGCCUUAUAGCAAGGUACGCCAUUGGCAGGCUCUACGAAAGAGACCUCACGAGGGAACAAUCUCAGGAAAAUGGAGAAUGUAGGAGUGAUGGAGUUGAGGAUCCAUUGCUGGAGCACAAAGUCAAAGGCAAAAUUGCUGGACUGGAGCCUGUGAAUUUUAUAAGCUCUGCAACUCCGCACCUUGGUACCAGGGGGCAUAAACAGGUUCCAGUGUUUUGUGGCUUUCAACCCCUGGAAAAAGUAGCAGCUCGUAGCUCAUGGUGUCUAGGUAGAAGUGGAAAACAUCUGUUUUUAACUGAUAGGGAUAAAGGAAAACCUCCCCUUCUUAUUCAGAUGGUCAAUGAUACUGAAGAUCUUAAUUUCUUAUCUGCAUUGCAGUCCUUCAGGCGUCGUGUUGCCUAUGCAAAUGUUCUCUAUGACCACCUUGUCGGAUGGAGUACAUCAUCUCUACGGCGUAGGAAGGAGCUGCCAAAGCUUAAACAUUUAUCCAAAGAUGACAAAUAUCCACAUAUUGUGAAUGUGGAGACAAUAAAAACUGCCAGUACUCAAGAAGAAGUAUCUUUCGAAGCAAAAGCCAGUGGAUGCAAGCAUAUUGACUUGGAAGGGGGGCGCUAA